AAGUAAGACAUCACAUAAUAGAUGUUUUGCAUCUUGUAACUGUAAGCUUUUAAUUAACUCAAAGAAAAAGAAACAAGUCAUUUGGCCCUAAAUUAAGCCAUGGCUUUUGAUGGUGCUACUAUUUUCUUCUACAUCUUCUCCUUUCUAGCUUUGCUAAUUUUCACAUUACUUGUCAACAAUAAACGAACCACAAAUGGUAGCUCCAAAUUUAGACCCCCACCAAGUCCAAGAUCACUACCAAUAAUAGGCCACCUUCACCAUAUAGGCUCAGUCAUACCAAAAUCAUUCCAAACACUUUCUCACCAAUAUGGUCCCUUAAUUCAGCUCAAUCUAGGUGCAUCAACUUCUAUAGUUGUCUCCAAUGCACAAGUUGCCAAACAAGUCAUGAAAACACAUGACCUUAAUUUUAGCUACCGACCCCAAUUUGGAUCCUCUCAUGAUUACUUAUACAAAGGGUCUUAUUUCAUCACUGCCCCAUAUGGUCCAUAUUGGAGAUUCAUGAAAAAAAUAUGCGUUACUAAAUUACUCUCUAGCUCUCAACUUGGUCGCUUCAUGCAUAUUAGAGAGCAAGAAUUAGAGAAACUCUUGAAAUCUCUUUUGAUAUGCUCUAAUGAAAAUAGGUCAACGGAUUUGGGUUUGGACUUUACUACUUUGACCAAUAACAUCUUGUGUCGUAUGAGCAUGGGAACCACAUGUUUCAAAAAAUAUAAUAUUGAUCCUGAGGUUAUUCAAUGUUUGGUUAGGGAGUUUAUGCAUGUAGGAGCUAAAUUGAGUAUGGGUGAAGUGCUUGGGCCUUUGGGGAAGUUUGACUUGUUUGGUUAUGGGAAAAAGCUUAGGAAAAUAGUGGGGGAAUUUGACAAGAUUUUGGAAGGUUUCUUGAAGGAACAUGAAGAGAGAAUAAACACUGAGGAUUGUCAAGGAGAUAUGAUGGAUAUCCUAUUACAAGUGUAUAGAAAUGAAAACGCUGAAGUGAGGUUAACAAGGAAUGAUAUCAAGGCCUUCUUCCUAGACAUUUUCCUCGCUGGAACAGAUACAUCCUCAGUGGCAAUGCAAUGGACCAUGGCUGAGAUAAUGAACAACCCUAAAAUAUUGAAGAAAUUAAGGGCUGAGAUUAAUGAUGUAGUAGGUACUAAUAGAUUGGUUAAAGAAUCAGACAUUCCAAAAAUGCCUUACCUACAAUCAUGUGUGAAAGAAGUGCUAAGACUUCAUCCAACGGCACCGUUUGCUCUUAGACAAUCAUCAGAAGAUUGCAAAAUCAACGGCUAUGAUAUCAAAGCUCAUACAAGGACACUUGUCAAUGUCUAUGCCAUUAUGAGGGACCCACAAUCAUGGGUCAACCCUGAAGAGUAUAUACCUGAGAGAUUCUUAGUAGGUGAAGAACAUGAACAUGAACAUGAACAUGUGAAUAAAAUGGAUGGUGAUGAUUUUAGGUAUAUUCCAUUUGGAUUUGGUAGGAGGGGUUGUCCUGGUUCAUCACUUGCUUUAACGGUUAUACAUUUGACAAUUGCUGGAUUGAUUCAAUGUUUUGAAUGGAAAAUUAAAGGUGGUGAUAAGAUUGAUAUGGAAGAAGGGUCGUCAUUUUCUGCUGGAUUGGCAAAACCUCUAGUUUGUUACCCUGUUACUUGUUUUAAUCCUUUUUAAGUUUUAUGAUUAUUGCAUUUACCGUAUAAGAUAAAUGUUGUUUAGGAAAAUAAAAGUAGUACUACUGUUAUUACCUUGCAUUAUGAUAUGUUCAUAUGACACCUACCCGUGAUGUUAGGUUUUGAAUUUUGUGUCAUUGUUUGUUGUUAUGGUUUAUGUAUUUGGAGUUUGGUUUAUGC
Messenger RNA from Medicago truncatula (barrel medic), 1820 nucleotides. Its product is annotated as cytochrome P450 93A3. The record is from RefSeq and is a predicted model, not a curated record. Gene Ontology annotation, cellular component: membrane. Bases 100 to 1641 code for a protein of 513 amino acids. NCBI's taxonomy places the organism in Eukaryota, Viridiplantae, Streptophyta, Magnoliopsida, Fabales, Fabaceae. The transcript is spliced from 2 exons. Gene Ontology annotation, molecular function: oxidoreductase activity, acting on paired donors, with incorporation or reduction of molecular oxygen, NAD(P)H as one donor, and incorporation of one atom of oxygen; heme binding; iron ion binding.